AGUUUUUGUACGUCACAGAAAUUUUAUUUUAUUUAUUAAAUCUACCGCCUUAGCGCCAGCCUAAGUUCCCAAUACCUACCUACUCGCACCAAUUUUUCAUUAAGUACUUUGCUCUCUAAUUUUAUUGAUAAAAUUCUGCCCACUUGUUCUCUAAACUAAUUUGGGAAAUCAUGAAAAAUUACCUACCCAUACCUGCAAAUUCAUGAUCUCUCUUUAACUUAUAGUUUCAGAUAUUGUAGGUAGGUACCUAUGUCAGUGUAAAAUAUCACGAAUCGAAAUUACAAUGAUUGUGUAAAUUAAAUGCAACUUAUUUCACAGUAAGCCCUAAAAGUUAAAACUGAACUCCUACCAAUAUUAAAAAUAUGCAUUUAUAAAUCUGUAGUUCUUGAAAUUACGUUGUGUCGCGCAAUGAAUUGGAUAAUUAUUGAAGCCACAAAUUAGCGGGAAAACGACUCGUUCAUUUGCAUUAUUAUUAGUAAACACUCAUUUCGCGCCAUUCUGUGCUUGUAAACAAAAACAAUUUUACGGAAAUCUUUACCUGGUACGUAGCUACGAUGCUCGCAAAAACUUGGCGGGAUUAGUGACGAGACCGCUUUAGUUCAGGUAAAGAGAAAUAGCGAAAAAAGCCGCGGGGGUGGUUGUCAGGACAAUGACUAAUUGUUAUUUCUUUAAAGUGGGAUAGGGCCCAAGGCCAAUGUACUGUUUAAAAUUGUUUGGUCUCGCAUCCAGACUUCAGUCUAGUUUCGGGCACCGUGGUGGACACUUCCUCCUCACCGACUUAGUGUUGUGCCGUCGUGACUUGUGCUCAAUUCGGAUUGUUUGUAAAUAUAAAGGGUUAUUACCCUGCAGUGUUUAAUAAUUAUUUUAAAUACAAUAAUUUAAAUAAUAAUUAUUUUUUAUUAAAUUGUGCAUUUAGUGGUUUGUGGACUUGUGCAAUAUUUACUGGUCAUCCUAACUUAGUAACUUUUGAAGAAGACUGCGUGCGUUGUAACCAUCGCGCGCAUCUUCCCUGUGAUAAGAGGGUCCUGUGAUAUCGACGAGUUCGACUUAGCUUUAAACAUAGUUAGUCUUUAGGUAUAUAUAGAAAUUAAAAUGUCGCCACCGUUCGACUCGUUCGUUCAGUUCGACAUGUGGGAAGCCCUGGACGAGGACUCCCUAAGGUUGACGGAAACGUCCGAAUUUUGGACUCAAGUUCAAUAUGAAGCAGAUAGAUUGGAUCUAGUCCCGCCCGCCAACUUUUCGGAUCCCCUGCAGGACAGCGAUGAAGACUGGAGAAUAAUAGAUACACCAGAGGAACCACACAAGGAGAACAUAGUACACCACGACUGUAUGUGGGCCGGCUCUUGUGUAGAUUCAGUGCAUCCUAGCAACACAUUCGUCUCAUCUGAUCCCAUUACAACACCGACUACACCAGGACAGAGCUUGCUGCGACGAGACAGGUCGCCCUCCAGACCUGAGACGCCUCCAUCAAUAGACGGCGAUGAGCCCCCACAGUUCCGUCACUCCGUGGACGUCGCCGGCACAGCUCUCCGCCUCCUGCGAGACUCGGCAGUCGUAGCAGCCGACCAUUCCUACACCCUGGCUAGGCGGCACCUCGACUACCUCGGCGUGCAAACACCCUCUGACUCCUGCGAAUCAGAGGAGGAAAUCGAUGUAGUCUCGCUGGGCACACAGCAACCCCUGCCAACAACACAGUUGCACGUCCGCACGGACACUCUGCCGCGCGUGCCAUCAGCGCAGGAGCGGCAGCACAUACAGCGCACCGUGGAGACCGCCAUCACGCCGCGGCCGGCCGCCCGCAAGCGCCUGGUGCCGCCGCCCAGCAUAGCGGCCGCCUCGCGCCGCCGCACUCGCGGUCCCGGUCGCCGCGGCCGCCGCUCCAACACCGACACUGACUCCGAGGCUGAAUCGCCUGAGAUAGAACGCCGCUCCAUACACAACGACAUGGAGAGACUACGGCGCAUAGGUCUCAAAAACCUUUUCGAUGAGCUCAAAAAGCAAAUCCCGGCCACGAGAGACAAGGAGCGCGCGCCCAAAGUUGUGAUACUGAGAGAGGCGGCCGCGCUCUGCAGAAAGCUGAGCCAAGAGAACCUCGAGAGGGAAAAGCUGAUGAAGAAACAACACCAACUUGUGACGAAGUUGAAAAAGCUCCGCACGUCGCUGUCGGCGCGCUACCGCUCGUACUGAGCGCCUCGCACUACCUGACUGGUAAUCGAUUUGUUCCGACCGAGGAACUAUGGAGUCUACUCGACUGGACACUUAUGGACUGGUAACUUUUUAUGUAAGUCGCUUCUGAACGCUCUAGUGAACGUUAGAACCGUUUAUUCAAGACGCGGUGGCGCAGUGAAGCCCCCGUCUGUUUGUACCUCCGCGCCGUUUUGAUUGCGAAAUUCUAAGCGUUGUCUUCAGUCGAGUCGGCGGUAGGAGAUUGUUAUAUUUCAAAGAAAAUUCAGCUUUUACGGCUUACUCUGCUUCUGGCAAUGUCUCGAGAGUAAUGUAGUUAUGGAACUAUAACCACAGGUUUGUUUUGCUCAAAACGAUAUUUUGCAGUGCCAAAGUGAGCCAUAAAACUGUUGUUAACUACAAAUCCUAGGUCUUCAGUAAAAUAUCUUAAUAGUUACAGACUGCUUCGUGAACUAGUAGACUGGUUUUACCUCUAAAAUGUUUUUUGAAUUUAUCAUUAAAAGUAUACAUAGUUGAAAUAGCACAUACAGAUUUACUCCGUGUUGACAGAUCGAAAAUGAUAUGACAUUUGUUAAAAUAUUGUUUCGAGACGUUGAUAUGAAGAUUUUUUACUGGACCUUCCAUAAAAAUAGUUUAAGUAUAGCAAAGUCGAAUUGCGAUUUUAAAGGAGCUUGAAUUUGUCAGUGCUGUAAAUAAAUGGGGGAGUUCAGGUAGUUGAAAGCUUUGUCUGAGGUGGUCAAGCGCUUGAGAGCAGAUUGGAAAUGUAUGGCCACUAUAUAUGUUUUCGGCCCGAUUUGCAGGAUUUUUCAAUUUUAACCCCGGACUCGCGAGGGUUAGUGAAGUGAUACAUCAAUUACUACUACUUUUAAUUGCUUUAAGUAAACUAUUAUUUUAACUGCUUUAAGUAAAUUGCAUUUUAGGAUAGCGCGCUUGUUUCAUUAGUUUAUUUUAUUGUUAUUUUGUAAAUUUUUAACACUAUUGUUUUUUUUUUACAUUAGCGAAACCCAAUUAAUUCCGUACCAAUUCUUGAUUAAUUUGGAAUUGUUCAUUCGAUUUUAGGUCAAUUUGAUUUGAUCUAGUUUUAUACAAUAAAUAAUUCACAUACAGCUUCCAUAUGAAAUGUUUCAUGACGAUUUUAUGAGUAAUGUGUAUGUAAUUUUAUCAUGUAAAACAAACACCACCCUUUUAUUAGCAUGCGAUUGUGAUAAUGAAGGUUUAUAAUAAAGUUUUUGAGAGCCCUUCUAGCUCUCAUCCAUUAAAUUACAAGUCUGUAUAAUUCUUUACAUAAAAUGCUAGAGUAGAUGAAAUCAGUUUUUUUAUUAUUUUAACGAAUGCAAUAAACUUCAUAACUCGUAGGUUCGUACAAACAUUUGUCUACGAGUCUUUAAACAACGGUUUUUAACGUCUUUGAUAACUCGACAAACAUUUGUUUUUAAAUAUUUUACGAUAAUUUGUUAGAAUCCUUGUUGACAAAAAUUUGUACGUGCGAACGUGGUCGCAAGCGCAUGUUAUCUGAAGGUGUAAGGUUCCCUUCAUUUUACGAUCAUCGUACCUUAUUAUAAUUAUAAACAUUAUUAUAAUGUUAAGUCGUUUAGCAUAUUGAAAUCGAUAUUUAAUUCAUUCACAUUAUGUUGGGAUAACAGUGGAAACAUACCAUUUUCAUAUGAUUUAUGACAUUAAGGUAAUAAAAAAAGUUUUCAUGUAAAUUGUAUAAUCUCAGUGACAGUCAUCGAUUCGUAAGAAAAUAAUAGACUGUGUAUUUUGAUAACAACAUCAAGUCUUAUAUACCAUAUGAUGGUCCGAAAAAAUGGACCGAAAAAAAAAUAACCAAGACAUAGUUCCUCAUAGUACCUACUAAUAGUAAAUUUUGCAUUUUUUUUCUUUUAUAAUAUUUUUAUUAAUGCAGGUAAGUUAGUAAAGUACUCGCAAUAGUUCGUGUUAAUUGAAUAUGAACCUGAUCAGAAAAAUAAUGUUGGCGAUAUUUAAAAAAUGUAGUCCGGCCGGUGUCGUCGUUUCGUUUGGGCCGCCAACGUAUUGCGCUGAUCGGGGGCGCAGAAGGUUGAUGUUUUAUCAAGCACAUAGUCAGCGUUUUGUAAGUGUGAAGGCUUUAAUUGUGUGAGGAAUGUGCCUUGUAUGUUCAUGUACAUUAUUAUAUAUAUUAGGUUUAUACUCGAAUUAGUUGCAAGACAUAUUUUUUGUGAAGAAUGUCUACGAUUAGAAUUUAGCGCUGUUCUGAAUAGUGUACAUACACAGACAAGAAAAGUUAUUGAUAUUAAAGAUGUUUAUCUUAUCUUCCACUAGGUGUUUAAUUGUACAUACAGAUGUAAUGGUAAUACUAAGUAUAUUAUACUUUGAUCAAUCUUUUUUACUAACGAGUUUUUUUCCUAGUAAUUGUUUAGUUUUCUUUACUAGAGAGUUACAAAUCCUCGAAUGUUGUACCUGCAUUUAUUUUUUUUGUUAUUCAUAUCUUGACAUAAAUAAAUAAAGAUAAUAAUGGUUUUAGUUAUCCAAAAUGUAAUCGGUUGCUUUGGUGAUGAUGACCAGUGUAAUUAGACACAUAAGAAAAAGUCAGUAGUUAAAUGUUUAAUGGUAAGAAAUGACAGCUUUAUAAAUCGGGAGACAGAAAGUGAAUGAUAGCGUUGAGAAGUGUAAAACAGCACAUUAUUAGAACCACUAUUGUGACAAGGCACAUUUCCACCACUGCCAAAAUGGAAAAGGAAUUAAUUACGAUAAUAAGUUAGGUUGAACUGUAUAUAGUUAAGGUCGGGUUAUAAAAUUAUAAGUCCUGUUAUAUAUAAAAGAUUUCCUUUUAUUCUUUGUAUAGUAUCCGUACGUUUGUAACACCCAGCCGUGGCCGGCGCAAGCCCGGCGGCGUGAUAUUCGCGCCGGCAGGUGACGUCACGCGCGGGCCGGCCGCGGUGCGCGCGCGCCGCUACAGCGAGUGCAGGGCGCAACAUAGAUUCCGCCUAAUAUUAAUAUUGCCCUCUGCAAUCUUUGAAGCGGCGCUCUUAUGUCUAAGGACUUUUGUACUUAUGUGGCUAAUUUUAUGGGAUACUAUUGUAACACAGAGAUAGAUUUUUUUUUGGUUUUGUUCCUCUAUGUGUAUGGAUACACUGAUACAUUUGUAUUGCAUUGACUAUACAUAUUAAACGCUUACGUCGGAUCCGGAGAGAGCUUGGGAACAGUGGGCUAAUUAUUGUGAUUUUUAUACUUAUUCGCUGUAAUUUGGGAUAUAUAAAAUCAUUGUAUUGUAUAGUAUAGAUUCUGUGAUUAUGUACCUGUGGGGUACGUUUGGGUUUCCACAGCCCUAUCUGGUCUGACUAAAAAAAAAUAC
Molecule: messenger RNA, 5518 nt
Organism: Trichoplusia ni (cabbage looper)
Lineage: Eukaryota; Metazoa; Arthropoda; Insecta; Lepidoptera; Noctuidae
Gene: Myc
Product: myc proto-oncogene protein
Exons: 3
Coding region: 1093-2187 (364 amino acids)
Biological process (GO): regulation of transcription by RNA polymerase II
Molecular function (GO): DNA-binding transcription factor activity, RNA polymerase II-specific; protein dimerization activity; RNA polymerase II cis-regulatory region sequence-specific DNA binding
Source: RefSeq, a predicted model, not a curated record